CUAACCAAUAAAGCGUAGAAGAUUGCUCGAGUUGGAAAAGUAGGGCUCGCUUGUACGACACUACAACAAAAUCGUUUAAUUAAAAUAUUUAUCAUUUUCAAAAGUUGGUGCUCUAAUUGUAUCUACAUUGAGAAUUCAACCUGGAGGGACAGAAAAGUAACGGGUGCCGUUCCUGGAAGAAAACCGCUAUAGAUUGUGUUCACUCCUGUGCCGAAACUGGAAUAUUAUGGGAGCUGUCUUGGCCGCCUUUUCUGUCGCAAGCUGGGUACGUUUCUUCUCAUAUGAUAUCACGAACAUAUCUGUGCACAAAAACCAGGUUGACAUAUGUGACAAACAUAAAGAAUGGUUUAGUAUCCCAAUCUUCAACUGAGCUCAUACAAGGUUGUCAGGAUUAUGUCACGUAAGCAACAGGUCAGAAUCAUGAGGAGACGCAGGAGCCUGUCACUCAUCUUGAAACGAAUUACAUUAACAAACGGACUCGGAUGGUGGUAGCCUAUGUGAUUGACUAGGACUUGGUUAUGUAUCUGCUUGUGUGAAAAGAAGGUUUUGAUUUGCCUCUGCUUUUGCUCUGGCUUGCACUGGUCUCCUCAAAUUUCAGGUCGCAAUAUUUGUUUACAUUAUAGAAUAGAAUAUACAUUUUCAUAGGGAAAAGGGAAAUAAAACCUAUUUGCCUCCCCCAAGUAGCCGACAAUACACACAUAGUAUGGGACUACUGUAAAUCCUAAAGGGUUAAUCAUACUACUAGUAGUCAUCUGCUCUACUCAUGAUUAAUUGGAUUAACAGUGCUUGCUGCCUUGUCCUAGUCCAAAAACAAAGGCCAUGGCAUGCUUAAACCGUUGCCAUAAUAUGUAUGUGGAGCAAUAUAACCUAGAUGUAAUAACGUACAUAUAAUAGUCUACAUGUAAGAAAUGCAUCUUUUGGUCAUCUCAUACAGUGUUAUUGUCAUAUUAUAGCCUAGACUAGAGACUAGAGCAAAAUAUGUCAUGAUGUAACAACAAGAGGACAAAGGGGCAUUGGUCCUGCAUUGGGCGCAGCUCAGAGAUAAGUUAUACAGUCGUACUUUGUCUCAGGCCCAGCUAAUAAGUGUAGGCUGAGCCACCAAAUACACAACCACCACACAACGUUUCCAUGAAUAGUUUCAAAAACAUUAGUAGGCCAGGACGUUCAGUAGCUACUCAAGUACAUGCAGCUAGACAUACGAAUUUAGGCUUUUGCUGAGGGGUAGUGUUGAGAUUGAGACAAACGCAUACAACAACAAGUCUAAUCCAAUGUCUUCCAACCUCCAUUUGAAUUGUCUGGCUAUUAGACAGUCAACUUGUGAUUCUUGGUUCUUCUCCACAUUGACCCAGCUAAAGCAGGUCAGGUUUAUGUUAACCACAGGAUGGCCUCAUCAGUCAUGUGUAAAAGAUUUGUCUCGCUGGCUUGCACAUAUUCUGGCUUCCCAUGGCUAAACUGACCUUGUGUCUGUCUGCCUGGGGUAUUAAGUUGUUUACAAGCUAGUAGGCUAUCUAGGGCUCCUCAGAGUCAGGUGUCUUAAAGGUACAACGCCGUAAUCCCUUUGUAAUGGUUAGGCUAUGGCGAUACUGUCACACUGUUGUAUCACAGUUGUGGUUGGUUAGACAUAUUUAUUGUUUCUCUGUCUUGGUUGAAUAAGUAAGGAACAGCAAUAUCUCAACUUCUCCUAAGUACACUUGAUUUUACCCCCACAGUCCAAAAGACAGUUGUCGACUUGUUUUGAUUGCGUUUGGAUUAGGUUCUGGCCUACUACCACAUUGCUGCAGUACGUAGAGCUUGAAGUGCCACGACUAAGGUUAAUCAGUCCACUUGAGCGUCUGCACUGACUCUGGCUUGUCCCUAGCUGACCUACAACGUUAGGGGAACGUUUGACAAUGGUUUUCCCCUCUAUCUACAACCUCACAGGAACAUUUGGCAAUGGUUUUCCCUUGUCUCUUUCCGUCUAGGUGCCGUGUCUGUGUAGCAGUGCGACGUGCUUGAUGUGCAGAUGUUGUCCCCAGAGCAAGAACUCCACGGUGACGCGAGUCAUCUACGCCUUCAUCCUGUUGCUAGGGACCAUUAUAGCCUGCAUCAUGCUGUCACCAGGAGUGGACGAGCAGCUAAAAAAGGUAGGAGACGGGUCAAAUCAAUUCAAUCCAUCUGAGUGAGGCAGGAAGUGUGCGCGUGUGUGUGUGUCUUUGUGUGGAGGGGUUAUGGAGACGAUUAAUCAUGCUGUGUCAUAGUAGAUGUUUGUACAUGGUGAAUGAUCAUUUGUUACUUUAAUAAUGCUUGAAUACACGGGGAGGCUAUUGGUGGAAAGAGUCAAGUCACACAUAGUAUAGCACGGUGGGGGCCUACACACAGAGUUGCAACUUCCAAUGCAACCUUACUGUAUGUUAAGGUUGCAUUUACAUUGCAACUCGGCCUAAAUUGAAACAUUGACAUAUAUUAAUUCCAAAUGGGAAUGUUGAAUGACUAUGGUUGGUUACUGAUGAAUUGUGAAAAUUUGACUUUUGUGGUACAGUAAUGAUAGUAGCCAACUUGUUGUUGAUUUACAGUACCAAAGCAAAAAUUUUACGUUAUUGAAUGCAGAAUCGCACAGCCAGACUAUGGUAAUGCUGGUAUGGACAGUAGAUAAGACUGACCUGAAUGCUUUGUGCCUAUGUCCGUCUGUGCCUGUAGAUUCCUGGGUUCUGUGAAGACAGAGCAGGCUCCUCUAUCCCAGGCAUCAAUGGAAACAUCAACUGUACGAUCUUAGUGGGCUACAAAGCCGUGUACCGGGUGUGCUUCGGGAUGAGCAUGUGUUUCCUGGCGUUCGCUCUGAUCAUGAUCAACGUGAAGAACAGCCGAGACCCGCGCGCCGCCAUCCACAACGGGUAACCACCCAUCACACAACGCACCCCUCAAAAAAAGUAAAAGGGCCUACAUGCUACUACAUGUAAUAAAACUUAAAUGCCAACUUUGACUUCAAAGUCUGUAUUUCGGUGAAAUCCCUUUAUUAUUAACCCUUUACACUUGUGGGAAUUGGUCUAUAUGGAAAUGGCUAAAUUGAAAUGUUUCUUACAGAAGAAAUAUGGAAAGCAUAUGCAUAACCAUGGUAGCAACUGAAAGGGAACAGUUUUGAGUUAUGGUAAAAUUAUUAGACCAAAGGUGAGAACACAGCAGUUCACCAAGACUGAAUCCAAACAUUACACUGUUGAUUUUAUGUUAAUUUUACAUUUACUGUACUUUUCACCACAUUUCAAAUCUGAAAAUACUCUGGAUACAUUCAGUAACAUGAUAAGAAUAUUCCUGGAAAAUGUUGGGUACAGUGAGGGAAAAAAGUAUUUGAUCCCCUGCUGAUUUUGCAUUUGCCCACUGACAAAGAAAUGAUCAGUCUAUCAUUUUAAUGGUAGGUUUAUUUGAACAGCGAGAGACAGAAUAACAACAACAAAAUCCAGAAAAACGCAUGUCAAAAAUGUUAUAAAUUGAUUUGCAUUUUAAAUGAGGGAAAUAAGUAUUUCACCCCCUCUCAAUCAGAAAGAUUUCUGGCUCCCAGGUGUCUUUUAUACAGGUAACGAGCUGAGAUUAGGAGCACACUCUUAAAGGGAGUGCUCCUAAUCUCAGCUUGUUACCUGUAUAAAAGACACCUAUCCACAGAAGCAAUCAAUCAAUCAGAUUCCAAACUCUCCACCAUGGCCAAGACCAAAGAGCUCUCGAAGGAUGUCAGGGACAAGAUUGUAGACCUACACAAGGCUGGAUUGGGCUACAAGACCAUCGCCAAGCAGCUUGGUGAGAAGGUGACAACAGUUGGUGCGAUUAUUCGCAAAUGGAAGAAACACAAAAGAACUGUCAAUCUCCCUCGGCCUGGGGCUCCAUGCAAGAUCUCACCUCGUGGAGUUGCAAUGACCAUGAGAACGGUGAGGAAUCAGCCCAGAACUACACGGGAGGAUCUUGUCAAUGAUCUCAAGGAAGCUGGGACCAUAGUCACCAAGAAAACAAUUGGUAACACACUACGCUGUGAAGGACUGAAAUCCUGCAGCGCCCGCAAGGUCCCCCUGCUCAAGAAGCACAUAUACAUGCCUGUCUGAAGUUUGCCAAUGAACAUCUGAAUGAUUCAGAGGAGAACUGGGUGAAAGUGUUGUGGUCAGAUGACAAAAAUUUAGCUCUUUGGCAUCAACUCAACUCGCCGUGUUUGGAGGAGGAGGAAUGCUGCCUAUGACCCCAAGAACACCAUCCCCAUCAUCAAACAUGGAGGUGGAAACAUUAUGCUUUGAGGGUCUUUUUCUGCUAAUGGAACAGGACAACUUCACCGCAUCAAAGGGACGAUGGACAGGGCCAUGUACCGUCAAAUCUUGGGUGAGAACCUCCUUCCCUCAGCCAGGGCAUUGAAAAUGGGUCGUGGAUGGGUAUUCCAGCAUGACAAUGACCCAAAACACACGGCCAAGGCAACAAAGGAGUGGCUCAAGAAGAAGCACAUUAAGGUCCUGGAGUGGCCUAGCCAGUCUCCAGACCUUAAUCCCAAUGAAAAUCUGUGGAGGGAGCUGAAGGUUCGAGUUGCCGAACGUCAGCCUCGAAACCUUAAUGACUUGGAGAAGAUCUGCAAAGAGGAGUGGGCCAAAAUCCCUCCUGAGAUGUGUGCAAACAACAAACUAAGUCAUGUUUUGCAGAGGGGUCAAAUACUUAUUUCUCUCAUUAAAAUGCAAAUCAAUUUAUAACAUUUUUGACAUGUGUUUUUCUGGAUCUUUUUGUUGUUAUUCUGUCUCUCACUGUUCAAAUAAACCUACCAUUAAAAUUAUAGACUGAUCAUGUCUUUGUCAGUGGGCAAACGUACACAAUCAGCAAGGGAUCAAAUACUUUUUUCCCUCACUGUAGGUGCAACAUAAGACAAAAAACAUUACAAGGGUUUGAGUGAGAGGACUAACUGGUGUCUCCAAGUGGCCACACACCUCUCCAAAGUGUGCACAGUUCCUAAGUAAUUUCAAUGCACUUUUAUGACUCGAAGAAUCUUCAACUAUACGUUUUUGUUGUUGCUGUUGCUCUCCUACCUCUGCCGUUGAGGAACUAGAGCAAGCACACUUGUAUUUGUUUUGUUUGGAACACAACCCUGCAUCACCACUCUCACACAAUUAUUGAUGUUGUUUACACAAUCCAAAAACGGUCCAUUAUAAAUCGCAAUCUGGGUCAGGUGGGCAUCAUUUGAAAGCCUGUUCUAUUGCCAACAUGACUAGCUAAGUUAUAAAAUACGAUAUUACAGUGUUGGGCUUUCACAAUGUAAUUCAGGGUAACAGAUCAUCAUUUUGGUGCCCACAGAAAGGAAUCAUGAGUGCAUCAGGUGCUUGUGCCGAGGCAUAUUUUCUUCACAAUAGACAAACAGGCUCAUUCUGUUCAGAACAACCAAGGGUAUGUAUGACGCCAUGUCAUCUUGUAACUGUACAUCAAACAUAGUGAUCGUAAACGUUGACACUAUACAGUAUAUGAGAUGAGUUUUAUGAUAUGGAAAUGUGAAGUGCACGUUUGGAGUCACGGCUGUUUGGCUUGCUUGUAUGACAUCGAAGCGGUAUUUAUUAUAAUCCUCAACGUCUCAUCUUUGAAAAUACAUCGAGUCCUCUUAAUUUACAGCAUUUCCCAGCAUUUACAGACAACAAAAAAUGGAUGGGGGCAACUUCUUGUCGCGUGAGGUGCUCAAGUUCAGAAUGGCUGUCAGUCAAAACCCAUACAGCACUGUGAAGCACAGAGCCAGAGCUCUGACGUCAUGUAUAGCAUGUUACUGUACAGCCACUGUGUUCCAAUUAAGGCGUUUAUCUGCAAUUUUCAACCCGUAUACGGGUACGAUUGUAAAGUGCUACCUCAAAAUAACACUGCUUGUAACUUAACAAUUCUCAUAAUGAGGUACUGAUAAGACACUCUUGUUUGCUGACAACUUUCUUUCAGUCAUAUGAUUAUCACACUGCUACACGCACUGCCGCAACCAAGGGCAAUAUUAGUGAAAUAAUCUCAUACACAACGGGUCACUGAGCUAACGUGCUUCAGGCCACCGUGCUGAGGAGACUGAGGAGAAAACCUGAACUAGAGUUUUCAGUAGCAGCCUAUUCAUGUAUAUUUACUAGUUGACAAAUUACUUUUCUCCCCCCCCAGGUUUUGGUUCUUUAAGAUGGCUGCCAUGGUUGCGGUGACAGUCGGUGCCUUUUACAUUCCUGAAGGGCCUUUUACUCGCAGUAAGAUUGACACAAUUGAAAUCCUUUCUGUCAUAGUUUAUGAUGUGAUUGAUAUUUGUAUAUUAUUAUGAUUUAUCAAUGCAGCCCUUGACCAUGCAUACCAUGCACAAUCAGCAUACAUGAUAUACUUUGAUAUUAAAAUGUAUAGUAAUAUUAACACUAUUAAUUAUUGAUAUACACAAUGAUAAUCAUGUAAUAAGUAACAGUAAUAUUUUUAGGAACCGCUUGUGGAUAAGUGUAAUAUGAUGAUGGUCUCUUUCUCUGUGUGUGUGUGUGUGUGUGUGUGUGUGUGUGUGUGUGUGUGUGUGUGUGUGUGUGUGUGUGUGUGUGUGUGUGUGUGUGUGUGUGUGUGUGUGUGUGUGUGUGUGUGUGUGUGUGUGUGCAGUGUGGUUCGUGGUGGGUACCUGUGGGGCGUUCUGCUUCAUCUUGAUCCAGUUGGUUCUGCUGGUGGACUUUGCCCACUCCUGGAAUGAAUCCUGGGUGGACAACAUGGAGAGAGGGAACUCCAGGGGCUGGUACGCAGGUGAGUCUUUCUGGCACGUUGCUGGAAAUCAAAUCCAAUCAAACUUUAUUUAAAAUCCGCUUACAGGGGCUCCCGAGUGGCACAGCGGUCUAAGGCACUGCAUCGCAGUGCUAGAGGCGUCACUACAGACCCUGGUUCGUUCCCGGGCUGUAUCACAACCAGCUGUGAACGGGAGUCCCAUAGGGCGGCGCACAAUUGGCCCAGCGUCGUCCAGGAAAGGGGAGGGUUUGGCCGGGGGGGGGGGGGGGGGGGGGGGGGCUUACUUGGCUCAUCGCGCUCUAGCGACUCCUUGUGGCGGGCCGGGCGCCUGCAGGCUGAACUGGGUCGUCAGGUGAACAGUGUUUCUUCCGACACAUUGGUGCGGCUGGCUUCCGGGUUAAGCGGGUGGGUGUUAAGAAGCGUGGUUUGGCGGGUCAUGUUUCGCCUCCCGAGCCUGUUGGGCAGUUGCAGCGAUGAGACAAGAUCGAAAUUGGGGUGAAAAAAGGGGGUAAAUAAAAAAGUAUAAUACAAAAAAUCAUCCACUUACAAUCGCAACACACUUAGUUAGCAAUAAAACAAUAAAAUGAAAGAGGGGGUGAAAAGAACAUAAACACACACUCAAACAGUCUUUAUGAUUGGCCAAAUUAUUGAUGUUUUGCUGAUUAGAAAUGCUGAUGGGAGGUUUAAUUUGACGUUUUAGCAAAUAUUCACCCGUUUUUUUUGUAUGUGAUAUCAAUUCAACACAAUUGGUAACUACCUGGUACCAAAUAGCACAUAACAGUAAUUAUUUGAAUGAAUCCAAAAUAGUAAUUACUGUAUCAAAUCAAUCAAUCACAUUUUAUUUAUAAAGCCCUUUUUACAUCAGCAGAUGUCACAAAGUGCUAUACAGAAACCCAGCCUUAAACCCCAAACAGCAAGCAAUGCAGAUGUAGAAGCACGGUGGCUAGGAAAAACUCCCUAGAAAGGCAGAAACCUAGAGAGGAACCAGACUCUGAGGGGUGGCUGUGCCGGGUGGAGAUUAUAACAGUACAUGGCCAUUAAGGGCAGAUUUUUCUCCAAGAUGUUCAAACGUUCAUAGAUGACCAGCAGGGUCAAAUAAUAAUCACAGUGGUUGUAGAGGUUGCAACAGGUCAGUACAUCAGGAGUAAAUGUCACUUGGCUUUUCGUAGCCGGGCAUUUAGAGGUUGAAAUAGCAGGUGCGGUAGACAGAGAGAGAGAGUUGAAAACAGCAGGUCUGGGACAAGGUAGCACGUCCGGUGAACAGGUCAGGGUUCCAUAGCCGCAGGCAGAAGAGUGGAAACUGGAGCAGCAGCACGACCAGGUGGACUGGGGACAGCAAGGAGUCAUCAGGCCAGGUAGUCCUGUGUCACGAAUUCAGCCGAGGCUGCCCCUCCUCCUUGCUCGGGCAGGUUUCGGCGUUCGUCGUCACCGGCUUGCAAGCCACUACUGCUAUAUUUAUCAUCACUCCAUUUGUCUUGUCUUAUCUUGUCAAUCACACACACCUGGUACUCAUUCCCUCAUUAGUCUGUGUAUAAGUGUUCCCUCUGCCCCCUUGUCCUUUGUGAGUGAUUGUUCAUUGUGAGAGUGAGUAGCUCGGUUGAGCUACUCUUUCCUUGUAUGUAGCCAAGGUGGAUGUUUCCCUUGUGCUAGUUUUGUUUUGACGCUUGCUGCGCUUUAUUCAUGUACACUGAAUAAACUCUGGAUUUCGGUGUUUUACCUCCUGCGCCUGACUCCGUCAUUCACACCUCAUCACAUCCUGAGGCAUGGUCCUAGGGCUCAGGUCCUCCGGGAUGGGAGGGAGAGAUACCAGCUAAAUAAAUGGUUAACCGUAACAUACAGUAAGUUCAGGUGUCAAUAGUGCUCACACUCUGUAUAGUGCUCUUAGACAGAAUCCGUUCUGCUUCAUAAUAACAAUGCAACUUGAUUCUGAUUCAGUGUAUCCUCUUGUGUCUAGCCUUGCUCGCUGUAACUGGACUCAACUACGUCAUGGCCUUCAUCGCCGUCAUCCUGAUGUACCUGUUCUACACGCAGUCAGAGGGCUGUGUACUAAACAAGUUCUUCAUCAGCUUCAACUUGCUCCUCUGUGCCGUAGCCUCUGUUGUGUCUGUCCUGCCCAGAGUACAGGUGAGCCCUCGUUCAACGCUCAUUCAAUGCUGGUUCAACGUUCAUAUUCAUCAUUUCAUUUGAUGAAAUUGCUCCAAAGUUACUGUAUAGAACAGAUAGGACUAUUAGAGAGUGUAAAAUAGGGACCUUGUAGCAGUCGCAAGGACAAAAUAAUUAGCAGGAGGUAGAGUUGGAAAUUAGUGUUGGAUUUAUUUUUGACAGCGCUGGUGAUGAUGGUGAUCAAUUCACAAGUUGAUAUAUUUACAAACGUCUGACUUCAAAAUGUCAGAAUUCAAUCAGGCAUAACCUGUCCUAAGCAUAAAGACACAGGUAGGGUCUACUAGACUCAGUUGCAGCCUCCCCAAACGAAUCGUCAAACAGAACUGACCAGAACAUACCCAAACGGGCACUUACAGUGCCUUCAGAAAGUAUUCACACCCCUUGACUUUUUCCACAUUUUGUUGUGUUACAGCGUGAAUUUAAAAUGUAUUAAAUUGAGAUUUUGUGUCACUGGCCUACACACAAUACCCCAUAAUGUCAAAGUGGAAUUAUGUUUUUCUAAAUUUUUACAAAUUAAUUAAAAAUGAAAAGCUGAAAUGUCUUGAGUCAAUAAGUAUUCAACCCUUUGUUAUGGCAAGCCUAAAUAAGUUCAAGAGUAAAAAUGUGCUUAACAAGUCGCAUAAUAAGUUGCAUGGACUCUUUGUUCAAAAAUAGUGUUUAGCAUGAUUUUUGAAUGACUACCUCAUCCCUGUACUCCACACAAAUAAUUAUCUGUAAGGUCCCUCAGUCGAGCAGUGAAUUUCAAACACAGAUUCAACCACAGGGAGGUUUUCCAAUGCCUCGCAAAGAAGGGCACCUACUGGAAGAAAAAAAGCUAACGUUGAAUGGGAUAUCCCUUUGAACAUGGGGAAGAUAUUAAUUACACUUUGGACGGUAUAUCAAUACACCCAGUCACUACAAAGACACAGGCGUACCUUCCUAACUCAGUUGCCGGAGAGGAAGGAAACCGCUGAGGGAAUUCACUAUGAGGCCAAUGGUGACUUUAAAACAGUUACAGAGUUUAAUGGCUAUGAUAGGAGAAUACUGAGGAUGGAUCAACAACAUAUAAAUAAACAACAUUGUAGUUACUCCACAAUACCAACCUAAAAGAAGGAAGCCUGUACAGAAUACAAAUAUUCCAAAACGUGCAUCCUGUUUGCAACAAGGUGCUAAAGUAAUACUUUAAAAAAUGUAGCAAAAGCAAUUAACUUUUUUGUCCUGAAUACAAAGUGUUACAGUAUGUUUGAGGCAAAUCCAAUACAACACAUUACUGAGUACCACUCUCUAUAUUUUCAAGCAUAGUGGUGGCUGCAUCAUGUUAUGGGUAUGCUUGCAGUCGUUAAGGACUGGGGAGUUUUUCAGGAUAGAAAUAAACGGAAUGGAGCUAAGCACAGGCAAAAUCCUAGAGGAAAACCUUUCCACCAGACACUGGGAGAUUAAUUCACCUUUCAGCAGUAAAAUAACCUAAAACACAAGGCCAAAUCUACACUGGAGUUGCUUACCAAGAAGACAGUGAAUGUUCCUUUGUGGCCAAGUUACAGUUUUGACUUACACUACCAGUCAAAAGUUUGGACACACCUACUCAUUCAAGGGUUUUUCUUUAUUUUUACUAUUUUUUACAUUGUAGAAUAAUAGUGAAGACAUCAAAACUAUUAAAUAACACAUAUGAAAUCAUGUAGUAACCAAAAAAGUGUUAAACAAAUCAAAAUAUAUCUUAUUUAUGAGAUUCUUCAAAUAGCCACCCUUUGCCUUGAUGACAUCUUUGCACACUCUUGGCAUUCUCUCAACCAGCUUCAUGAGGUAGUCACCUGGAAUGCAUUUCAAUUAACAGGAGUGCCUUCUUAAAAGUUAAUUUGUGGAAUUUCUUAAUGCGUUUGAGCCAAUCAGUUGUGUGACAAGGUAGUGGGGUAUACAGAAGAUAGGCCUAUUUGGUAAAAGACCAAGUCCAUAUUAUGGCAAGAACAGCUCAAAUAAGCAAAGAGAAACAACAGUCCAUCAUUACUUUAAGACAUGAAUGUCAGUCAAUAUGGAACAUUUCAAGAACUUUGAAGGUUUCUUCAAGUGCAGUCGCAAAAACCAUCAAGCGCUAUGAUGAAACUGGCUCUCAGGAAUGGAAGGCCCAGAGUUAUGUCUGCUGCAGAGGAUAAGUUCAUUAGAGUUAACAGCCUCAGAAAUUGCAGCCCAAAUAAAUGCUUCACAGUGUUCAAGUCACAGACACAUCUCAACAUCAACUGUUCAGAGGGGACUGUGUGAAUCAGUCCUUCAUGGUCGAAUUGCUGCAAAUAAACCACUACUAAAGGACACCAAUAAGAAGAAGAGACUUGCUUGGGCCAAGAAACACGAGCAAUGGACAUUAGACCGGUGGAAAUGUGUCCUUUGGUCUGGAGUCCAAAUUGGAGAUUUUUGGUUCCAACCGCCGUGGCUUUGUGAGACGCGUGUGGGUGAACAGAUGAUCUCUGCAUGUGUAUUUCCCACCGUAAAGCAUGGAGGAGGAGGUGUUAUGGUGUGGGGGUGCUUUGCUGGUGACACUGUCUGUGAUUUAUUUAGAAUUCAAGGCACACUUAACCAGCAUGGCUACCACAUCAUUCUGCAGCGAUACGCCAUCCCAUCUGGUUUGGGCUUAGUGGGACUAUCAUUUGUUUUUCAACAGGACAAUGACCCAACACACCUCCAGGCUGUGUAAGGGCUAUUUUACCAAGAAGGAAAGUGAUGGAGUGCUGCAUCAGAUGACCUGGCCUCCACAAUCCCCCGACCUCAACCCAAUUGAGAUGGUUUGGGAUGAGUCGGACCGCAGAGUGAAGGAAAAGCAGCCAACAAGUGCUCAGCAUAUGUUGGAACUCCUUCAAGACUGUUGGAAAAGCCUUCCAGGUGAAACUGGUUGAGAGAAUGCCAAGAGUGUGCAAAGCUGUCAUCAAGGCAAAGGGUGGCUAUUUGACGAAUCUCAAAUAUGAAAUACAUUUUGAUUUGUUUAACACUUAUUUGGUUACUGCAUGAUUCCAUAUGUGUUAUUUAAUAGUUUUGAUGUCUUCACUAUUACUCUACAAUAUAGAAAAUAGUAAAAAUAAAGAAAAACCCUGGAAUGAGUAGGUGUGUCCAAACUUUUGACUGGUACUGUAUGUCACGAUCGUCUAAUGGAGAGGACCAAGGCGCAGCGUUGCGGGUGAACAUAUUAUAUUUAUUCAACUGAUCACACGAUCAAAACAAAGAACGAAACGUGAAGUCCUUCGAUACACAACCAAAAGGAACAAGAAACCACAAAACACAAAGUGCAAGACAAACAGUUAAAUAUGGCUCCCAAUCAGAGACACCCAGCUGACACUCGUUGCCUCUGAUUGGGAGUCACUCAGCCCAACAUAGAAAAUUAAACAUAGACUUACACACCCUGGCUCAACAUAACAUAGUCCCCAGAGCCAGGGCGUGACAGUACCCCCCCCCAAAGGCGCGGACUCCGGCCGCGCCAAACAACCACAACAGGGGAGGGACCGGGUGGGCACUCCGCCUCGGCGGCGGAUCCGGCUCCGGACAUGACCCAGGCACGGGUUGUGCUGGACUGACGACGCACACCCCUGGCUUGAUGCGUGGAGGAGGAACGGGCCGGACCGGGCUGACGAAGCGCACCCCUGACUUGGUGCGGGGAGCAGGAAUGAGCCGGACCGGGCUGACGACGCGCACCACUGACCCGGUGCGGGGAGCUUGGACGGGCCGGACCGGGCUGGCGACGCGCACCACAGACUUGGUGCGGAGAGCAGGAACGGGCCGGACAGGGCUGACGACGCACACCACUGGCUUGGUGCGGGAAGCUUGGAUGGGCCGGACUGGGCUGGCGACGCGCACCACAGACUUGGUGCGGAGAGCAGGAACGGGCCGGGCUGGGCUGUCGACGCACACCGUAGGCUUUGUGCGUGGAGCAGGGACAGGCCGGGCUGGGCUGUCGACGCACACCACUGACUUGGUGGGAAUGGCAGGAACAGGCCGGGCUGGGCUGACGACGCGCACCACUGACUUGGUGGGAAUGGCAGGAACAGGCCGGGCCGGGCUGACGACGCGCAACACUGACUUGGUGGGAAUGGCAGGAACAGGCCGGGCUGGGCUGACGACGCGCACCACUGACUUGGUGGGAAUGGCAGGAACAGGCCGGACCGUACUGGGGACACACACCACUGGCCCCACGCAGGGAUCAGGAACGGGCCGGACCGGACUGGUAACACACCCCAGUACCUCUCGCCGUGCCUCCACACUUUCCCUCUCCUCUGUGCCCAGUGGCCCCCCUAACCUGGCGGCCUUCUCUGCCAACGCUUUGCACCGCUCUAACCCGUACACCUGCUGGCCCGACGUCGUGAGCCCCCCCCUAAAAAUUUCCUGGGGGUCUCUCCUCCCUCUUGCCAGACUCGCAAUCAUCUCCUCCCACGUCCAUCCUCUCUCCUCGUCCCGCUGCUUGAUCCAGUCGAGGUUGCCACGGAGAUCUGCCAGCGAUGGCUCCUGAACACGCUGCUUGGUCUGGUUAAGGUGGUUUCUUCUGUCAAGAUCGUCUAAUGGAGAGGACCAAGGCGCAGCGUUGCGGGUGAACAUAUUAUAUUUAUUCAACUGAUCACACGAUCAAAACAAAGAACGAAACGUGAAGUCCUUCGAUACACAACCAAAAGGAACAAGAAACCACAAAACACAAAGUGCAAGACAAACAGUUAAAUAUGGCUCCCAAUCAGAGACACCCAGCUGACACUCAUUGCCUCUGAUUGGGAGUCACUCAGCCCAACAUAGAAAAUUAAACAUAGACUUACACACCCUGGCUCAACAUAACAUAGUCCCCAGAGCCAGGGCGUGACACUGUAAAUCUGUUUGAAAAUCUAUGGCAAUACUUGAAAAUGGUUGUCUAGCACUGAUCAACAACCAAUUUGACAGAGCUUGAAGAAUUUUGAAAAGAAUAAUGGGCAAAUAUUGUUCAAUCCAGGUGUGCAUAGCUCUUAGAGACUUACCCAGAAAGACUCACAUCUGUAAUCACUCCCAAAGGUGAUUCUAACAUGUAUUGACUCAGGGUUGUGAAUACUUAUGUAAAUUAUAUAUUUCUGUAUUUCUAUUUCAAUAACUUUGCAAAAACAUGUUUUCACUUUGUCAUUAUGGGGUGUUGUGUGUAGAUGGGUAAGAAAAAUAAUAAAUGUUAUCCAUUUUGAAUUCAGGCUGUAACACAACAAAAUGUGGAAUAAGUCAAGGGGUAUGAAUACUUUCUAAAGGCACUGUAAAUACCAUAAGCCACACCUAUCCUUGCACGCAGGCCAGUUACAUCUAUGCACGCUUAAGCGCAUGCGCUCACACACCAUUAGACAAAACAGAGAAACCAGAUGUGCUCCAAACAAAGAUAAUUAAGAAAUUGACUAUUAAAUAAACCUACGCUUCUUUAUCACAAGUGUUUCGCGCAGUUGUUGAGCUCUCCACUACGAGAAUGAGAAUGGUAAAUGAAUGUAAUAUUAUAUUCAAUGAGUUAACAGAAGUCACCGUAACCAAACAUCCUAGAUUACUGGGGAAAUGCGGGGAUAAACGGUAACUUCAAUACUGAGUAUAUAUUUAAUCGGGAAUUGAUAAACAAAAGGCAAACCAUUGACACAAAGAAUGCACACUAAUUUAAUGUGUGCUUAUAUUUGUACAAGGGUGUAUUAGAAAUGUGUUUUUUGCAUAUCCCAACUCUCCCUGAGACACCGUCAGAGAGUGGAGUCACAACCAGGAUCUGCUAUUAUCAACAGCAACCCUGGAGCAAUUAGGCUUAAGUGCCUUGCUCAAAGGAAUAUCAACAGAUUUUUCACCUUGUCGGCUCAGGGAUUAGAUCUAGCAACCUUUUGGUUACUGGCCCAACGCUCCAACCACUAUGCUACCUGUCACCCAUUUGCAAGAGUCAGUGCGCAUUAGUGGAGAGACAUGCCUAAACUAAGUUUCAACUCACAUUCAGUUGAUUCUGAGUUGUGACCAACUUUGUGAUGCAAGGCGCAGCUGCAGCCUAAUUUUAAGUUAUCAAAAAUGGCUGUGAAUAUCACAGUGGGCCUAGUCAGCUUAAAGUACAUCUUAAAAUGUAAUGUGGUCAAGAACAAAACUGGGCCCUAAUUAGAACACACGUCUGCCAGUGGCAGCUGAUGAUUUAAACACUAUUAUUUUUAAAUAUUUAUUACAAGGAUAUGUAUUGUUGUUUUUUAAAAAUGUACGGAGGUCCAUCCUCCCUUUCCCACCUGGAGAAACCCCCACUGAUGCCUACUCAGACGGCAUUUCCAUUAUGUUUGGUUUCCCUUUGUAAAUCACAGUUACUUUGUUUAAUGUUUUUUUUAGGAAUCCCAGCCCCGAUCUGGUCUACUCCAGUCCUCCAUCAUGACCAUGUACACCAUGUAUCUGACCUGGUCUGCCAUGACCAACGAGCCUGGUGAGAGCCACUGUUAUACAAGCUGCUGCCCAACAGCACUGCCUCCCUGACUUGGUCAUCUAUGUUCAUUAUUCAUUAAUACCUAAUGAAUUCACAGUUCAUUGUUCAUAUAUCUAACCGUUUAAAUGCAAUCAUAUGAAUAAUUAUUGGGAACAAUCAAAUAGCUUCUCAGUCAGACUAACAUCCUUUGAAACAUUUGCCCAUAAAUUGCAAACACAUCGCCAUUCUCCACGCUAAUUGCAAAUGUAUUUGUUCAGCUCGAGUUACACUCAAAAGUCACCACCCCCUCCUAAAAAAGGAAUGAUAUGAUGAUAAUUAUUAAUAUUCAAAUAUAAAUGAAAGAAAUAAGAAUAAACAAUAUCUCUCAAAUCUAAAAACUAAAAUCCCUGUGGGGAAACCACCCCCGGACCCCCCUUAGACCGGACAUGCAACCCCAGCCUGCUGAGCAUCUUCCAGCAGACAUUGGUGCCCACGUUGGCCCCUCUGGAGAUUGAGAACCAGACGGCCGUGGUGAUCGUCGGCACCGAGGAGCCCAUCCUGUCCUCUCCCUAUCUGCAGUGGUGGGACGCCCAGAGCAUCGUGGGAUUGUCCAUCUUCGUCCUCUGCAUCCUCUACUCCAGGUAUGAUUGGUCAGCAAGGCAGACCUUGGUACUGCUAUAGCACAUAGUGGUUUGGGAAAUAGAAGUAAUGUCAAUUUGUUGUUGCUACACAGUAUCAGUGGAUUUGGUGACUGGUGACGCCCCCGUUCUUGGAAUAUGAAUAUCAGUUUGCCGUUUGAGCAUUCUGAAAAGCGCUAUAUCAAUGCAACCCAUGAUUGUGACUUGUUAAUCUAAUACCUGUGGUUAUACUUCAUUAUAACUUUAUUGAAUAAUUAUACAUGCUUAUAAAUAUAUACAAAUGCUUAUAAAUGCUUUAGAAGUUAUUAUAAAUGUUAUAAUUACUUAUGAAUUGUAAUUCUUAAAAUGCUUAUAAAUGCUCACUUCCUUGUAGCAUCCGCUCGUCCAACACCAGCCAGGUGAACAAGUUGACCAUGACCUCCAAUGACACGGUGAUCCUGGAGGAGAGUAACGCGGGCACACCGGACGAGGAGGUGGGAGGGACGGGGACGGGGACGGGGAGGAAGGGACCCAGGCGUUUGGAGGACAACGAGAGGGACACGGUCCAGUACAGCUAUUCCUUCUUCCACUUCAUGCUCUUCCUGGCUUCGCUCUACAUCAUGAUGACUCUCACCAACUGGUAUAGGUCAGUAAGGCCAAACUACACAGAUUAACUACACAAACUACGUCAUGAAGUGCUACGUUACUAGCUGUCAAGCCCUUGCUUCCUUCGUCCUUGUUUCCUUAAUUCCCCUUGAGGAUUUGUUCUUGACAGACCUUGGAGAGGAUCCAAGGUCCCUCCCUCACGCAUCCUUCUCCAAUGAGCUUUGAAAGUAAUUGAGGAAAUAAGGUCAGAGGAAGCAAGGAUUUGACAGUUAGUAACAUUUUCAGACACAGCCAUGGUGUCAAUUUUGGUCAUGCAUAUUUUGAUUGAGGUGAAGUUGACUUCCUCUUCUGUACUCCCAUUGUUGAUAUUAUGUAUGUCAAAAAUGGAGAGGAACCACAACGUUCUGUCACUAAAGAGGAAAUACCAUUAAUUGCACAACAACAAAUGUAAUAUAAAAAAAUAUAUAUAUAUAUCUUUUUCUGUGGGGCAACGAACACCAGAUUAGUGACCAAACUACACAGAUGUCCCUUUAGACCGGACAUGUAUAGGUCAGUAUGGCCAAACUACACAGAUGACCAACGUCAUGGAGUGGAAUGUCUGAAAACGUUACUAGCUGUCAAGCCCUUGCUUCCUUCGUCCUUGAUUCCCCUUGAGGAUUUAUUCUUGACAGACCUUGGAGAGGAUCCAAGGUUCCUGCCUCGGUCAUACUCCUCCAAUGAGCUUUGAAAGUAAUUGAGGAAGCAAGGAUUUGACAGUUAGUAACAUUUUCAGACACAGCCAUGGUGUCAAGUUUGGUCAUGCACAUUUUGAUUGAGGUGAAGUUGACAUCUUCUUUUGUACUCCCAUUGUUGAUAUUAUGUAUUUCAAGGGGAACCACAACGUUCUGUCACUAAAGAGGAAAUAACAUAUCAAAUGUGUCUUUUAUAGUUCAACAUUUAUAUUUCAACUCUCUCACGCAACACGAGGCAGCUCUAGCUCUCUAACAUGGAAGCGACCGCAAAGCAACACAGCAAUGCUGCAACGCAAUACUUCUACCAUGGAUAUUUCUCUUACAGAUUCACACCAUAACAAUUGUUCAGAUAUUAAUAUAGAAAUCUAAUUUUUUUCCUAUAUAGUCCUGAUGCAGAAUACAAUGCCAUGACCAGCAAGUGGCCGGCGGUUUGGGUGAAGAUCAGCUCCAGUUGGGUGUGUCUCACCCUCUAUGUCUGGACCCUGGUCGCCCCCAUGAUACUCAUCAACCGGGACUUUAGCUGA
Messenger RNA from Coregonus sp. 'balchen', 17692 nucleotides. The record is from the annotation of a GenBank genome assembly. NCBI's taxonomy places the organism in Eukaryota, Metazoa, Chordata, Actinopteri, Salmoniformes, Salmonidae.